This is a messenger RNA of Suillus paluster, 921 nucleotides long. Its product is annotated as major facilitator superfamily domain-containing protein. Lineage: Eukaryota; Fungi; Basidiomycota; Agaricomycetes; Boletales; Suillaceae. The transcript has 8 exons. Gene Ontology annotation, biological process: transmembrane transport. Gene Ontology annotation, molecular function: transmembrane transporter activity. The record is from RefSeq and is a predicted model, not a curated record. The annotation marks the transcript as partial.
GAGUAUGAUUGGGAACACGACCCAGUGAACCCCAGGAAUUGGUCUUGGGGAAAAAUGGAUAGCGGUUACACUCAGGUCUCGCUUUUCACUUUCGUCACGCCGUUAGCCAGCUCUAUCAUGGCACCUGGUUUGCCCUACGUGGCUAUAAAAUAUGGCAUUACCGACCCAAUAGUCUUAGCAUUGACUCUGAGUAUCUUCCUUCUGUCGUUUGCUAUUGGUCCUCUAUUUGCGGGACCCUUGUCGGAAGUGUAUGGUCGUUUAUGGGUGCUCCACCUAGGGAACCUAUUCUUCCUCGCAUUUAAUCUUGGCUGCGCUUUGUCACCCAACAUUGUAUCUCUCAUCGUGUUCCGAUUUCUAGGUACUCCACCCAUAGCAUGCGGUCCAAGUGUUGUUAGCGACCUCUCCGCGGAACGCGAGCGUGCCUUGGCUCUGGCACUAUUCAGUGUUGGACCCUUGAUAGGUCCCGCUGUCGGGCCCGCCAUAGGAGGUUUCAUCGCAGAGUUAGUCGGCGUGGAGUAUGUUUUCUAUGUCAUCGUUGCGAUCUCUGGUGUUGCCGAAAUGCUUGGAAUCCCUCUCUUGAGAGAAUCCUACGCACCAGUUAUCAGGCUUCGUCGUGAUACAAUGACGUUGGAUCCCGAAAAGUUAGCUACAGGACAUCCUGCCCUGCCAUACCAGAUCGGCAAAUGUACCUACUUGUGGCUCAACCUCAAGCAACCUGUCAUACUUUUCACUCGGAGUCUCAUAUGCUUCAUCCUGAGCUUGUACAUGGCUUUGAUGUACGGUAUCUAUUACUUGAUUUUUGCUACUUUUCCCGAUCUCUUUUCGAACGUGUACCACUUCGACAUCGGAAUCGGAGGUCUGACGUACAUUGGAAUUGGCCUUGGAUUCCUAAUCGUCGCACAUUUCAGAAAGUUAAUCUAA